This is a messenger RNA of Pseudovirgaria hyperparasitica, 888 nucleotides long. RefSeq lists its product as uncharacterized. The record is from RefSeq and is a predicted model, not a curated record. The transcript has 3 exons. Lineage: Eukaryota; Fungi; Ascomycota; Dothideomycetes; Acrospermales; Acrospermaceae. Bases 236 to 730 code for a protein of 164 amino acids.
AACAAAAAGGCUGGGUUGACAAGAGGGAGCGAGGGAAACGCGGAUGCGGAUGGCAUGGGAUGGGAUGGACCUCACCGACCCAGAACAAGAGAACAGACACACACACACACACACACACACACACACACACACACACACACACACGGUGGACCUCAAUAACAAUAACCACGGUUGAAGGCUGACUGACUAAAGCGCGGGCUGGCUGGCUGGCUGACCGGCGGAGAAUAAUCAUACGAUGGAUGCACUAGUAGCAAAGAAGGAGCCGGGAUACCCGAAGAGGAAACCGCAGUAUCGAUUGCGCUACCUCUUAGAAGGGAUUCAUGGAGAGACGGGGGACAGACAUGCUGAGGUUUACCUGGGAUUCAGGUAUAUGCGAGAACAGGUACCUAAGUAUACGAACGGUACACAUACACACACACACACACAGCCAGCAGUAACCAUAUUCCAUCAUCAACCUGGACGGCCCUCAUCCGAUCCAGUGGUACCACCACCACCACCACCAAAACCCAAAACGAAACCCCGCCGAUCUCGUCUAAUUCAUGCAGGCAAUCAGGAUCAUCACUUCAAUUCUGUCCCGUUGUCUCAGCUUCAUUCUUUUCUCAGGAACGGUUACGGCCGGCGGCGGCCGGCGGGGGUCACACGACACACUAAACGGCUCAACGUCUCAAACUCUAAAUUUUUUUAUCUUUUUAUUUUAUUUUGGUACUGCCCCCCCUGUUUUUCUGUUUAAGAGAGGAAAAAAAAAGAAGACUUCUCCGCAAACCUAAUGGGAUUGGAAAAUGCUUGUUUUCUUUGGCCGAUACCCCCCCUUCCCUCCGCUCCCCUGCCUGCCUGCCCCUUGCUUGUUGGAUUGGGAUUACGUAGGCUGAGACUUCUGUUGACUGCUGA